GCACGGUGCCGGGAGUCCUGUCACUGCACUAAGAAUGUCGGUUCAGUUCUUCCGGUAUCCCGUUUGAGACGACCGGUGACGGCAACGAAUGCCGAGUUCGGCUUGCGUCAUUCCAUAAAUGGCUCACCGGUACUUGAGCAAUGCCUAAGUACUCUCUAAUACCAUCCCCGUGUCUCGGUAUUAUUCUAGGAUAGCCGUAGACGCAGUGCCUUGGUGAGAGGGAGCUGUUCCUAUUCUUUCAUCGUAAGAUCCGAUGUUAAGUACGAAUACACUCUUCUUAUCCGUCCAAAGGAGCCGAUCUGGAUUUGGACCAUGGCGAGAUCUACCAUCAUAUUUCUCUAUCAUGAACUCGGCCUCGCCUCGCUGAAGCAAACGGGGAGAGAUGCCUGGCUCAUCAUCCUUGCACGGUGCUGCCGAAUGUUCGCAUAUGGCACCAAUGCCUUAAUUCUCGCGCUUUUCCUGUCGUCCCUGAACUUCUCCGAUUCCCGUAUCGGUCUCUUCAUGACUUUGACCCUCCUAGGCGAUGUAGUGCUGGCAACCCUGCUGACGCUCGUGGCCGAUGGCCUGGGUCGACGGCGCACCAUGCUCGCCGGCUCCGUCAUGAUGAUCCUAUCCGGCAUCGUCUUCGCCUUGAGCGAGAACUUCUGGUUGCUGCUUCUCGCCGCCGUUUUUGGCGUGAUCAGUGUGGCCGGGGGGGAUUUUGGGCCCUUUCGAUCGAUCGAAGAGUCGAUUUUAUCCCAGCUGACUUCAUCCAAAACCCGACCGGAGGUUCUUUCGUGGUACGUGACGAUGGCCAGCUUCGGCUCCUCCAUCGGGACCGAAGCAGCUGGACGGAUUGUGGAUGCUCUUCAAAAACAAAAGGACUGGACCAUCGUCGACUCCUACCACGGUAUCUUCUGGGUCUACUCGGCAAUGGGGGCAGUCAACUUGGUUCUGGUCGCUCUCUUAAGUUCGAACUGCGAGCUUAUCGCUAUAGCCACCCCUACGGAAGAGUCAGAGGUCCUGCUGGAAAGCGGCGAGCAAGACGCUAGGGAGGAACCUACGCCGAAGACUAGGACUCGGUCGGGUUGGUUGAAUCUGGCAGCCAUAAGCAGUAUUUCAAGCCGGACGUUAUCCAUCAUACUCAAACUUUGGUUCUUGUUGGCCAUAGACGCACUCGCCGACGGGAUGACUCCAAUAUCGUUAACAACGUAUUUUAUGGAUGCCAAGUUCGACGUGUCUAAGGCCACGUUGGGGGAUAUCACGUCCAUUGGCUAUUUCUUAGCCGUUGCCUCAACCAUCUUCGCUGGGCCUUUAUCUCGUCGUAUCGGCCUGAUCAACACCAUGGUCUUCACUCACCUUCCGUCCUCAGUCGCGGUUCUCCUCUUUCCCGUUCCAACGAACCUCACCAUGACCGUCAUCCUUCUGUUCGUCCGAAUGGGACUGAACAACAUGGACCAGGCGCCACGAUCGGCAUUCAUCGCGGCGGUUGUGGCGCCGGAGGAACGAACCGCGGUUAUCGGACUGACAUCAACCAUUCGGACGCUUGCAUCUGCGGUCGGCCCAACCCUCACGGGCAUUCUAGCUGGACAUUCCCGUUUCUGGAUUGCUUUUGUCGUCGCUGGAGCUCUUCGUGUCGCCUACGACCUUGGACUCUUUGUGAUGUUUGUUAAUCUGAAACCAGAAAGGCCCAACACCACAGAGUUGGCGAAUACCGAGAGAUUCAGCGAGGAUCCGUCUUCGGUGUCAGACGAUGAGUCUGGAGACUCCUUUGCAGCCAACCGAUCGAAUGGGUCCACCGAGGAGUCUCGAGCCACAACGGCGGUAAAGUGAACUGAUGGAACCUGCCGGCCAUGUGGCUUACCUGGUGCGGGUUCAGAAACGUCGUAGCCAGGCGUCACUGACCAACGGAGUUUACACCACUUUUCAGGCACAUUUUAAUAUUCCCGUUCAACUCAUCCGAAGACGAGAUUAUGAAGGGACGUCCGGUCUUGAUGAAUGCUCCGA
Eremomyces bilateralis CBS 781.70 is the source of this 1986-nucleotide messenger RNA. Its product is annotated as MFS general substrate transporter. Gene Ontology annotation, cellular component: fungal-type vacuole membrane. The record is from RefSeq and is a predicted model, not a curated record. Lineage: Eukaryota; Fungi; Ascomycota; Dothideomycetes; Eremomycetales; Eremomycetaceae. Gene Ontology annotation, molecular function: transmembrane transporter activity. The coding region runs from base 313 to 1812 and encodes 499 amino acids. The transcript has a single exon. Gene Ontology annotation, biological process: transmembrane transport.